Acipenser ruthenus (sterlet) is the source of this 1784-nucleotide messenger RNA. RefSeq names its product C-C motif chemokine 20-like. Gene Ontology annotation, molecular function: chemokine activity; CCR chemokine receptor binding. The coding region runs from base 104 to 412 and encodes 102 amino acids. Gene Ontology annotation, biological process: G protein-coupled receptor signaling pathway; cellular response to type II interferon; cellular response to interleukin-1. The transcript is spliced from 4 exons. The record is from RefSeq and is a predicted model, not a curated record. Lineage: Eukaryota; Metazoa; Chordata; Actinopteri; Acipenseriformes; Acipenseridae. Gene Ontology annotation, cellular component: extracellular region.
AGGUGUAUAAAACACAGCUUGUAAACUGCUUGCAAAUCAGAAAAUUGUACCAAGACUCAGUUCAACAGACUCUUCAUAGACUUUGCUAACUGGUAUAUUCAAAAUGCUUGGCAUUAAGAUAUUGAUCCCCGCUGUCUUGGCUCUUACUCUGGUGCUCAUAUCCUACAACACCGCAGAUGCGUUCUUUGCGGGCCCAGGGAGCUGCUGUAUCAGUUAUUCAACCAAUAUGAUACAUUUAAGAGCAAUCAGGACAUACACAAAACAGGAAUCCACUGGUCUCUGCAAUAUUGAUGCCAUCGUAUUCCACACGAGAAGAAAUCUGAAAAUCUGUGCCGAUCCAAGGGUUAAGUGGGUGAAGCGACUGAUUAAUCGUCUGAGCAAGAGAAACAAGAGGAAGACGAGAAAACAAUGAAGACAGUCAUCGCAAAGUCUUAAUACAUCGUAAUCUUCACAAGAACAUCAUUGAGAUGUGAAAAAAAGUUGAUUCAUGUUGCAUCUAACUAUAAACAUCUUGCUUUGUUUUAAAGCACAAGACCAGUUUUUCCUCUAUUUCGUAUUGAGGGAGAACACAAAUGUAACCGCUCUCUAGGGUUUUUCUAGUUUAUUUAAACAACGAUUUAAUAUGCUUAAUGUUUGUCCUUGCUUGGGUUGUUGUAUGUGUAUUUAAACCAUAAGCUGUAGAUGAGAAAUGGUCAAUAUAAUGUGUUCACUUGUUUGUUGUUUGACAUGCACUGACAGUUGGAUUGUAGUGAAACCACUGCACAAGUUAAAGUUUUUUUGUUUUGUUUGUCAUUUAAGUUUUUGCAGUAGAUAGCAACACAGCUUCAUAAGCUGUCUGUCACAUUCUCGAGCAUGGUAAAAAUGACAUGAAAAUUACACUUCCAGUCUGGAUUUGUGUUUUAGCCAUGAUAGAAAAUGUCUAAAAGAUGGGAAAACUGUGACUCACAAAUGGUAUACUGGCUGAUUUACUUUUGAUUGGAGAUGUUACUAUGGAUCAUAUGCAUAGAGAAAUAUGAAUCCAAAACAAGGUCUAGACAAAUAUUAUUUAUAUGGAAUAUAGUUAAUUCAGUUAAUGCUUUCUCAAGGGAAAUAUAAGCUCCUGCAAUACAAUGUAGAACAAUAUACAUUUUAUAUGCAGAAACACAUCAAAAGCUGUGUGUGUUGCUCUGCUCAACGACAAUAAAUUAUACAUAUAAAUAAAUUACACACUACUGCCAACUAAAGAAAAACUGGAAGAAAUCCAAAAACAACAAUGUGCUUUAUUGACUCCAAUUCUAAACCUUAUCAGGAUAUCCAAAAUUGUAUACACAAGCUGAUAGUGUGUUAGUUUUAAAUGUCUACGUAAGACUUAAGUUAUCAAUAAACAUAUCUCGCUAUCAUUAACUCCAGAUACCAGUGCUUACAGAAACUAGUGGGAUUUUUUCAUAUUUCGAAACCAAAGAUCAUAUUAGGGGUGUGUGUGUGUGUUUGCGUGUGCGUGUGCGUGUGUGUGUGUGCGUGUGCGUGUGCGUGUGUUGCAGGGUAAAUUGUGUUGUCUUUUUUUGUAUAUUUUUGUAUAUGUUGCAUAUAAAGUACAAUUGAUUAAUUAAAAUUGUUGUUGAUCUUUCUUGUCUUUAGCGAUUACCCAACUUAACCACUCUCCAAAAAUUAGGACAGGAUGUUAUUGUCAAAUAUUGCUUCGUACACUCGAACAUCUGCAUGUUGGUGAAGAAAUGCAGAAAACAUCCUAAUACCUACACCAAAAAGUAUAUAAGCAUCAACCUCAAUUUUCAACCACUCUUACC